Messenger RNA from Amborella trichopoda, 1206 nucleotides. Its product is annotated as DHBP synthase RibB-like alpha/beta domain-containing protein. The record is from RefSeq and is a predicted model, not a curated record. Gene Ontology annotation, molecular function: double-stranded RNA binding. Lineage: Eukaryota; Viridiplantae; Streptophyta; Magnoliopsida; Amborellales; Amborellaceae.
UUGAGCUACGGCCGACGCCAUGGCCUCUGGCCUUCGGAACCGCUCUCCUUCUCUCUCCACAUUCUCUUCACCACCCCUCAAGCGCCUCUCUCUCUCUUCUUCCCCCUCGCGCCCUCUUCCCUUCAAAACCCACUUUCUCUCUCCUCUCUGUACCCGUCCUUUCCCAUUAAAAACCGACUUUCUCUCUCCUUUCUCUCCGCUCCCUUCUCCCGUCAACCGCCACUCUCUCUCCUCGAUGCGCACUGUGGCCACGGUGAAGCGUAGUCCGAAGCGCCUCAAAUAUUCAGCUCCACGUUUUACAAAGGGGGAGGGCUUCUUAUAUGUUAAUGUCGAUCCUCAAGGUGCAGACACAUGGAAAUUAGAUCCAGUGGUUCGGCUUCUACAAGAUGGAGCAGUUGGGGUUAUUACCACUGAUACUGUAUACGCUAUUGUCUGUGAUCUGAAAAGCCAUUCUUCCAUUGAGCGCCUUCGCAGAAUUAAGGAUAUAGACAGUUUGAAGCCCCUCAGUAUAUUGUGCCACUCUCUAAAGGACAUUGAUACUUACACUUUGGGCUUUCCUUGUGGUAACGGUCAAGGCCAAACUAAUAUAUUUCGAGCUGUCAAACAUUGCUUGCCUGGUCCUUAUACAUUCAUUUUGCCUGCAAGCAAAGAGCUGCCAAAGCAGUGUUUGAGAUAUGGCACUAGUACAGCCAAGUACGCUUCAAGAAAAAGUGUUGGGGUUCGGAUCCCGGAUGAUAUUGUUUGUCAAGCGAUAUUGGAGAAAAUGGGUAGACCAUUGAUAUGCACAAGUGUAAAGUGGCCAAAGGAAGAUGAAUGGAUUGUGGACCCUGCUAUCAUAGCUGAUGUCUAUGCUCCUGAGGGUCUUGAUUUUAUUGUUGAUGCUGGGAUUAGAGUAGCUGAUCCAUCAACCGUGGUAGAUUUGACUGGUACUUUACCAACAAUCAUUCGACAAGGAAAGGGGCCCAAGCAUGACUGGAUGCAUUUGAGAGAAGAUGGAAGCUCCACUUCAACUUAAAUUAGACUUUCUCCCUUGUACAGCUCAAGCCGUAAUCAUUGAGCUCUAGGAGCUUGAAUUUUUGGUUUUUUUUUUUUUUCCCUUAUAUUUCUUGUACAUAAUAAUACAGUAGUGCUAUAAACUUAUAUUGACCCAUAAAUGCUUAAGAAAAAUGAUGGCUUUUGAAAGUAAGAUACCUCAAACUGCGCUUA